CAUUUUACUCUGAUUAUGAAACUACCAGUAUUGACUGUCUGCAUUAUUCCUGUUUUCAAUAACGGCCAAUUUAUUGGCCCUUGUAACUGCAGAUGCGACGACGAAAUUUCAAUCUUAAGAGACCAAUUUUUAUCGUCAUACAAACAUAGUGCGAACGCUUAGCUUGUGUCCACAAUCAAAUUAAUUUCGAGAAUCAAUUAUUUAUUCUGUCAAUGGAGAACAAAAGGCAUUGAAGGAAUCGACAACUUGCUGACGUCACGCAUUCCGAGUCAUUACUGUGUUAGUCAAGUUUGAGCGGGCUUCAUUUAAUUUACGAUUUUCUAACAGAGGGAGGAAUAUUCACGCAAAAUCGCUUAUUGAAGGAGGCUGUGAGGUAAUUCUGGGGCCCUUUUUUGUGUUACAAUCGUCUGUAUUUCCCUAGAAAAGAAAAUGGACAAGAAUUACGCGUUAGCCAUUUCUGUGGCAAUUGCCGUUUUGGUACCACUUUGUGUUUCGCACGUAAAAGCUGCUCCUUUGAACGAGACUGUGGUUUCAGCAAAUGUAUCGUCUGUGAACACGACAUCAAGCAAUGGAAACUCUACUCUGCAGAAUUCAACAGCUGUUAACGCAACUACAUCGUGUAAUGCAACGAUUUCAAACUGUACGACGCAAAACUCAACUUUGCAAGCCAACGCAACUAUGAUCCACAUCAAUUUGACGGAUAUUUGCUCACCAAAUAGGACACAACUGCUUCCUUCGUGCAAUGGCACUACGUUGAAUCUUACCAAACACUGCGAUACGGUGAAGGCGGGUAAUCUGUCAGUCGUUUGUCGAAAUGUUAGCGUUAAUAGUUCCACAAGCCUCUCUGCGGUUUCCAACACAACGCAAUCUCCCGCUACAUCGAAUGUUACAAAUAAUUCCGGGAAUUAUUCAAUUGUGAACGUAACAUCUUCGAUUAACACGACCGCAACUGCUCCACCAGCGAAAAACCCGAACGCAACUUCGACAAAUCAAACACUUAUGUCUGCGGCUAAUGGAACAUCGACACAGAACGUUACAGAAGUAAAAUCUAACACAACGUCUCCCGGGACAUCUCCAAACUCGACUGCUUCGACCAACAAUUCCACAACAAAUGGAACCGUUGCUACCCCAACCUCAAUUCUGAACGCCACACAUGUAAAUACUACAGAAACGUCGAUCACAAGCGCAAAAGAAACAAGUACAAAAUCCAUAACAACUACACAGGAAUCAACUUCGGAAGCGACAACUACACAGCCUUCUACGGCAGGUACUACAACGAAAGAAUCGACAACUGAGAAAACUUCAGCUUCUACGACAGAAUCUUCUCCUCCGAGUACAAUAGGAAGUACGACGAAAGAAAGUACUACGGAAGAAAGUUCAACGAAAGGAAGUACAACGAAAGAAAGCACAACACAAACUACUACAAAAAGUACGACGAAAAAGGAGACAGUGAAGACCGUUGAGACCACUACAACAACACAGGAAAAAUCUUCCCAAACAUCGAGUGAAGACGAGUCUUCCACUGGUCAACACACAAUGCCAUCUCCUCAAGAUGAUGAAAAGAACGUGCAAUUUUUCUACGUAAAUGUGCUCAUUCCAGUUGGUGCUGGAGCAUGUGCUGCUCUUCUCAUCGCAUUCUUGGUUGUGCUGUGCAGAUGUUGCCGCAGGAGGAAAUUAAAGAAAGUUCGCUACUUUGGAAAGGCACCAGGCCAUCUAAACAUGGACGAGUUAAAUUUGCUCUCACCUUCCAGUGAUGAGGAAUGAUGCACUUACUGCAGCAAUACUAAACAGUUGGAAGGGACUUUUACAGACCAGUCCUCCAGAGGUGCAAAAGGACUGUUUUAAUAAAUGUACAUUUGAAUCAUCAAAUAGAUGAAAGGAGAAGAUUGUAAGCUGUUACACAGACAUGUUACAGAAGGACAGAAAGUACACAGCAAAGAAAGCUAGCAGCUAUGCGUUGUGGAAUUAAUCUUAAAAGCUCACCGUGAGGUAGCGUACAUACAGAGGUUCUUGAGGAACAAGAAAAUUGCAAAAGGAAAGUAAAGCUUUUCAAUUUGGGUGAUUUGGGCUAAUGACAGUGGAGUGGAAUGCAGCGGCAUUAAAGAGAACCUCCUGUAAAGAUUUCAUUUAAGUUCACUCUGGGGCGUGAUUGAUUCUGAUAGUAACAGAAGUCACCCCCAAAAAGCAACAGUCUUGCUUCGAGUUGGCACUUUAGUUUAGAUGCUCUCAGACAUGUUCUGAUUGAAAAUAUACAAAAGCUGGAUGCACAGCCAAGUCUGAUUUUAUUUCUUCGUCUAUGCUCACUUUUUCACUUAAAUUGUGUCACUCCCAUUUAAUUUUGGCUUUGUAUACAUGUCUGAGAGAAUCAAAACAACCAACUUGGCUCAAGUCAAGGUUUGCCCAUUGCUUUAAUGUACCACUAUUUGACGCAUCUUCAUGUAUUUCAUGUUAAAUAUCGGCAGCAAAUAAUUAUUUGGGCUUAUUUUAAGUUUACCGUAUAAGAUGGUUUACACCAUUUUCUUAUAGUGAUUAGAAUGAUUAGUUGAUAUUGGUUGUGCAUGGUUUCUCAGCGCAAUAUUCUUAGCCUUGAGAAUUCAGUUGACAAGUCAGAAAUAUACAUGAUUGUUGAGCCGAUCGAUUUAAUUAAAUUUUAUCCACACUCUUUUAAGGACAGUGCCUAAUAAAUACAAAGGUAUUUCCCUAAAUUGGGACUCACUCUGGAAAAAUGUCGUAACUAACAGCUAGUUUUUUUCAGCUGGAGUGGUUAUCAGUUAGUGGUUAGUGAUAUGAUGCUAUUCUGGUGUUCCUAGUUUAGUACAGGUUCAUUAACUUGAUUUGGUCAUAGUAGGAAAUUUUUGCUUUCAUUGAAGUGGCACACUAACUAGCAUAGUAGAUUUUGUCAAUUUCAGCUCUCAGCUCUCACAUGGCAUUUGAACCAUGUCUUGUAUGAUGCGCAGAACGUAUGCGCACUAACAAAAGUAGGCACUGUCCCUAAAAUAGUUAUAAUAUUUAUGAUAGUUAAAAUAGUCAUUAUCGUUAUAAAAUAGUUGAAAAUGUUGAAGGGGUAACUUUGGGUUUGUUAUUUAUUAAGGGGGAGCAGCAUGUAUACGUGCUUGUUUUUAAAUACUUAUUGAAGGUUGAGGAAGCAAUAAAAUAGGGGGACUGGAGGUGGGAAGAAGCCAGCACUAGCAAAUAGACUACCCCAACACAAAAUCACUUCAAGUUUGGGUUAGUCUAUUUUGCUGUCAAUGUAUCAUUAGGCAAAAUCUAGUGAUUUAGAAUGUUCAGCAAAUCGACAUUUGUCCUCUCUUACCUCAAAUUCACUAAUCUUCUUCAUACAAAUUCCAAAAAUUCUCCAGAAUUUCUUUAAAAUGUAUGCAAGCUACCGUGCUCUUGCUCCAGGGGGGCAAGAAAGAUAGACCGUGGGAGAAAACCUGCUUAUCCUCAAAGAUUGUUAUGUAAAGACACUUUUCAGGUACAUGCUCGGCCAAGAACUAGUAGCCUAUUUUCCUGGAAGUAUUUUAUUUGUUGCCAGGCAAUCUGGACUGACAGACGCAUUCGAAAGUAAUUCAUAAUAAUAUGAGACCCUCUCACCCAUCCACUCUUUUCUAAGUUACCUGUGUGUUAAUUUAUCUGUUUUUUUAACAAAAUUUAUUUGCAAAAUUUACCUCUCUUGAUUGAAAUUGGUGCUACAAAAGUGAUGCAUUUCCAAGACUACUCGAUGGUAAUGAUACAUGUAAACCAGGCCUCAUUGGUCCACAUUUGAAAGCAUUGUGGCCUCUUUUCGGCCCAAACUGCAUGAAGACCAGAACCCGUAGCUGAGAUAUUUUGAACUGAGACAUGUUAUUAAAAUUUUAGAAAAAAACAACACGGAAGACGAGAGAGAAAUUUUAUUGUGUGUGUGUUUGUGAUUUUUGUUUUUUUUUUCUGAGAAUUAUCACUUGCCUUCCGCUAUCAACAUCUAUCGGAGGUUUUAGAGUUAUGCUAUGAAUAAAUAAAACUUUUUUGUUGAGUUUAAUUAAUAAAAAAAAAUCCUGAA
Messenger RNA from Orbicella faveolata, 4039 nucleotides. RefSeq lists its product as uncharacterized. NCBI's taxonomy places the organism in Eukaryota, Metazoa, Cnidaria, Anthozoa, Scleractinia, Merulinidae. The record is from RefSeq and is a predicted model, not a curated record.